This is a messenger RNA of Amorphotheca resinae ATCC 22711, 2009 nucleotides long. RefSeq lists its product as hypothetical. The transcript has 6 exons. Bases 271 to 1872 code for a protein of 533 amino acids. The record is from RefSeq and is a predicted model, not a curated record. Gene Ontology annotation, molecular function: protein binding. NCBI's taxonomy places the organism in Eukaryota, Fungi, Ascomycota, Leotiomycetes, Helotiales, Amorphothecaceae.
CUUGAUCGUCUAAUCUCUUCUCAAGUGAUACCGACAAACCAGCCUCCUUGCUUGAACAUUUUUGCGAUAGAUACCCUUUGAAAACUUGGCUUUGGAAGAACAGGACAUACUCAGCCUGAAGUAACGAACCACGGCCUCUACGAAGGAUUUUGGACGACAGCUCCGGGACUAUCUCGAGUUUCACACAGUUAACGGCUGGUCGCUCAGGAGGCGACCGGCGUUGAUUGGCGAAGGAAGGAAUAGAGAGGUUACGCAUACGUCUUUGGCACAAUGUCUUUGAAGCAGGAAAUCGAGACGUGGGUGGCAGCACUUGCCCACUAUGAUAAUAACGAAUUCGACGAGGCGUUAAAGGAGUUUGAUAAUAUCUCAGAUACGUCAAAAAUUCUAUUCAAUUGUGGUGUUAUUCAUGCCACCUUGGGAGAGCAUGAGAAGGCCGUCGAAUGCUAUCAGCGAGCCAUCCGGUUAGAUCAAUAUCUGGCAGUAGCAUACUUUCAACAAGGCGUCUCGAAUUUCCUUAUUGGCGACUUCGAGGAGGCACUAGCAAAUUUCAACGAUACCCUUCUGUACCUGAGAGGAAACAACAUGAUCGAUUACGCCCAACUGGGGCUUAUGUUUAAGCUUUAUUCCUGCGAGGUCCUUUUCAACCGCGGUCUGUGUUAUAUAUAUCUUCAACAGAAGGAAGCUGGGAUGCAAGAUUUCUCAUUCGCCGUCAAGGAGAAGGUCGUCGAGGAUCACAAUGUCAUUGAUGACGCAAUUAGGGAGGAGGCUGAGGGUUACACCGUUUUCUCUAUUCCUGUUGGUGUCGUAUAUCGACCGAACCAGGCAAAAGUCAAGAACCUGAAGACGAAAGAUUACCUUGGCAAGGCACGUUUGGUCGCGGCUUCGGACGCAUCAAAUGCUUUCACUGGUUUUGCAGGCGCCGAGCUCAAGAAUGUCACAAAACUCGAGGUCAAGGAUGAUCGACCGGCGGAGAGCUUGUCUUUUGCAGCCACUAAUCUUGUGAAGCCUGGUCUCCAGAGCAAACGACAGCAGUCAGAACCCCCGCUGAACCGCAACGUCUUUCCCCCAACUCCACCUCCUGAGUCCGAGAAAUCAGGCGCUCCUACUAUGUUGAGCCGGGGAGCUUCAGUCCGAAAUGGUCCCAAACCAGUGCUACCCACGCUCGAUAUUGACAAAGCCCGACCUGUUGGACGUUAUGAGAUCCGGGAACAGAGAAGGUCACCCCAGAGUGCACAGGCUCGUAUUGGGACUCAGCGAACAGCAUCCGAGCCCAGAGGACCCCAAGGAAGACAGAUGUUAAUGAGAAGUGAGUCUCGCUCACGACCAUCGCGCCGGAGACCUUCGGAAGUUGAGAUAGAUGACGAGUAUCCGGGAGAGCUUUACGAGAUGUACCACCAAAAUCCACGAGGUAACAAGAGCAAAAGGGGUCAAGCUCAGUACAUUGAAGAGGAAGAAGAGUACGCCAGCGAUUCUGAUGACGGCCCCUUCGACGAGGGCGAAUUCGAAAUGAUCUCGAGGCGACCUCCCCCACGGACGCGUACAACCCCCACCUCUGCAUCUACCUCCUCCCGCGGCCAGUCACGGCGGCCAGAGGUUCGUAGGAUUCGUGUCAAGGUUCACGCUGAGGACGUCCGAUAUAUUAUGAUCGGGUCAGCGAUCGAAUUUUCGGACCUUGUUGAGCGGAUAAGAGAUAAGUUUGAGAUACGGAAACGUUUCAAGAUUAAGGUUCGAGAAGAUGAUGAACCCAACGGCGACAUGAUUACCCUGGGAGACCAGGAUGAUUUGGAAAUGGUUCUUAUGAGUGUCAAAGCGAACGCAAGAAAAGAACGAUUGGACAUGGGCAAGAUGGAAGUUUGGGUACACGAGGUUUGAACAUCAUUUACGACACCUAAUGAACUUUUCUUACGGAAUCUCUUGUUAUUUCAUCUGCAUUACUCAUAUAUACCAUCGAGCGCUCUAUGCAUAUUUAUUAGAAGGGGGGAUGGAGUCUUCUAUUUCCUCCUGUAUAA